Molecule: messenger RNA, 3144 nt
Organism: Tachysurus fulvidraco (yellow catfish)
Lineage: Eukaryota; Metazoa; Chordata; Actinopteri; Siluriformes; Bagridae
Gene: malt2
Product: MALT paracaspase 2
Exons: 17
Coding region: 403-2793 (796 amino acids)
Biological process (GO): proteolysis
Molecular function (GO): cysteine-type endopeptidase activity
Source: RefSeq, a predicted model, not a curated record
CACACACACACACACACACACACACACACACACACACACACACACACGAAGCUGCUGCAGUGUGAAGGUUCCAUGCAAAUGCAUGUUAGAAAGAGGAACUGCUGCUGUGAGCACAGAAGCUCUUUACAGAAGCUCCAGGAUUCAGGAUCUUGUAAAACUAUGUGCUGAUGAUCAAACUUAUAGGAUUGAAUCUGACGGACAAGAAACUGAUGGAUCUUUUUCUGAUCGCGGUUUUUAAACCCUGACUGUUUUCUGUUCUGUUGUUUGUUUGUUUUUGUUUUUUAAAUAAUAAAACCAAAAACAAGAAAAAGCUCAUUAAAGGCCAGCGAGUGAAGACACUUCCGGGAAACCUUACUACUACAACACAGUUGCUGGCACUUGUUGAGGGAACAUUACUGAGAUAUGGCCGAUGGCAAAUUGGGCUUGGAGACUCUGAGUGAGGAUGUGCGGAAUAGACUCGCAGAGAUGCUGGACAACUCAAACUGUGGCUGGAGGCAAUUGGCAGAAGCAGUUAAAGAGCAGCCACAAUUCUACUACAGUGAGAAGGAGAUGACCAGCUGCUCUCUCCAGGUGCUCAACGCUCGUGGCAGUCCUGGCCGAUACCUGCUGGCUCUGCUCACUGACAGGAAAUGCACACUGGCUUAUUUGCUGCAAUGCCUUAAAAAGAUUGAACAUCACGGGGCUGCCAGUUUCCUCAUGGCAUACAUGGUGCCAAUAGAAAUAAAAACUAAUCCUCAAAAUGUGCAAGUGCCGAAGGGCAGCACAGUGACCCUCAGCUGCAGAGCCAUCGGUCCACCGGGACUCAGCUACCAGUGGUUCAGGAAGGAAGAUGAGCUGCCUGGUGGGAAUUUGCCAGAUUUGAUUUUGAACCCAGCUCGGGAAGGUGCCUACAUUUGUCGCGUCAGUGCUGGGGAGAUGUACGUGUUUAGUGCAUGGGCCCACGUCCGACUGCUACGCUCUGCUGAUUCAGGCUUUGUGAACUUCCCGUCAUCAGUGAGUGGGCUGUGUAUAAUGCAGCAGCCCAAAGCUCAGGUCUUGUCUGAGGGUGAUAUUUUAUAUCUGGAAUGUUCUGCCCAGGCCAACCCACCUCCCCAGUUUCAGUGGUACCACAACAAGCAACCUCUACUGAAUGCCAUCAAACAUUUCAUAAAGAUUCCAUGUGUAACUACAGGAGACAGAGGAACCUACAGUUGCAGAGUAUUCAAUCUUUAUCAUGAGAUGUGGAGUGACAACGUGCAAGUAGACAUUGGUCCUGGGUCAUGCACGGGAGGCUACUGGGAAACAGAUGAUGGACAUAAAGCCAGUUCUCUUCCACGACAUAUGGGGGAUUUAUACGCCACAGACAAGGUUGCACUGCUGAUGGGGAAUAUGAAUUAUGCCCACCACCGAGAGCUCAGAGCUCCUAUGGCUGAUGUAUAUGAGCUGAGCAACCUCUUGCGGCAACUCGACUUCAAGGUGGUCUCGCUACUCGACCUCAACCGGCACGAGAUGCACCGAGCCGUCACCGAGUUCCUGCUGCUGCUCGGCCGUGGAGUCUAUGGGCUGCUUUAUUAUGCUGGACAUGGCUAUGAGAAUUAUGGAAACAGCUUCAUGGUGCCUAUAGACGCUCCGGCCUCGUAUACGUCGGAUCACUGUCUUUGGGUGCAGGACGUUUUACAGCGCAUGCAGGAGCGUCAGACUGGCCUCAACGUCUUCUUGCUUGACAUGUGUCGCAAGCGAAACUUGAAUGAUGACGUCAUUCAGCAGCCUGGACCUCUGAAAGUCACAGCAAACAUUGUGUUUGGCUAUGCAACAUGUGUUGAUGCCGAGGCAUUUGAGGUGAACAAAGAUGACCUGUCCAAUGGAAUCUUCAUGAGCUUCCUGAAGAAGAGACUGAUGGAGCAGGAGAAGGUCACUGUCAUGCUGGAUCGAGUAGCUGAAGAUAUGGGCAGGUAUGAGUUGACCCGUGGUCGUCAGGCCCUGGAGCUGCGCAGUAACCUUUCUGAGCGCCGGACUUUAACGGAUCGCAUUCAAGCACCAGAGUGUCCAGUUAUGGCAUCAACACGUAACUUGCAGUGGUCCAUUGCACAUGCUCUGCCAGAGAGUCGUGUGCUUCAGUUUGACUGCGGCGUGAAAGUGCAACUGGGUUUCGCAGCGGAAUUUUCUAAUAUCAUGAUCAUCUACACCCGGAUUCUGGAGACACCCACAGACAUCAGUACCUGCUCCGCUCAGCUGUCUGAUUUCACUGAGGGCCCAGAGACCGACCUUAAGCGUACCAACCAAGCGAGUCUUCGAGAUGCUGGGAGUUUGCUGUUAGUCAUGGACGAACGUCUACCACCGGAACAACCGCAACUCUUCACUCGUCUUUGUGCACUUCAAAGACUCAAGAGCGAGCUGUCAUUCACUGUGUGUCUUCACUAUCAGUACACUCAUCUUGAUGAGGAGGUGCAGGAACAGCGAACAGUAACUGUAGGCAAACCUCUGGUUUCCAAACUGAACCUACACGAGCCACAGAGAUUCCACACUUCAUUAUCGUCUGAUCCUCAGUCUGCCAACAUGCCACCUUACUCAUCUUUUGCUCAGGAUCUGCAUACCAGUUUGCCUUCCUUAGAGGCUUCCUUCACUGAAUCAACCGAUUCCUACUUGUACCCACAUGCUGAAUUCUCUUCUGCUUCUGAUCUGAAGAGGAGAAAUGAGCCAGAAGAGACCAUCAGCCCUGACUUCCUAAAGUCAGAGGAAGCCGGAAAGUCCAAAAGUUUCACUCACACUAGUUCUGACAAACCUUUCAAAUUCAGCAACUUUCAUUCAUUUUAGUUUAAAGGUAAAAAAGGUAUUUUCUGUUAAUAUUUAAUUUAAAAUGGUGCCAACUGUUCAGCGGUGGUUUCCUUGUAUGCAAUGUCUUUAAGGCCUCAAGGCAUUAAAACAAAAACAUGAUUAUCCUUAUGGUGCAAGCACUUAACCUGAAUGUAUAUUAUACACUAUAUAGAUUAAUAGUCAUUUUUUUUUUAAAGAACUUUAAAGUUAUGUGUAUAAAUGUCUCUCUGUUAGGAAUCACAGGUCUAAGAGUGUGGAACAGAACAUUUUGGACUUACAGAGGCAAUUGGUGGAAGAUGAAAUAAUGAUCUUAAUGUAUUUAAAAUUAAAAAAAAUAUAUAGUGUUAUUUA